AUGAACCCAGCUGCUCAGGAGUUUGUAGUGAAUAGGACACAACCAAAUAUGAAUUAUAAAACUCCAGUAAGCGACAGGACGCAUGCACCAGGAAAUCAACCGACCAAGCUUAGCGCGGAUGCUACCCCUUUCGUGCCUCAUGCGCCGAAUAAACCUGCUUCAAAUCAGGCAAUCGCUAAGGGCGAUGCGAAGCCACAACAUGUAGACCCUAGCCCAUCCCCGACUACCGAUAUGCCUGCUCAGAAAAAUGACUCCGUUGAGCCCUCAGAAGCGCUCCCCCAACUCUCGAUGGCGGAGUCCUCAUCAAACGAGACGUCACCCUCCUCACCAGCCAACCCUAAGAGCACCUCGCAGCCAAAUAAUCCGAUAACAUCGACGGAGGUAUCGGUCAGCGAGCCCUCAGCCGCGUCGGGUGCUGCUACAAUAAACUCACAAAAACAGUCACCGCCAACCACCUCCGACGGCACUCAAGAGUCUUAUUGGGCUACAGCCUCCGCGGUUCACUGGAAUGGUAGCCGCUUGCCCGCGAUAUUUGGCUGCUCGAACACGAAAACUCCCCCUCCUUCCCAACCCAUGUGUCUGCACUCCGCUUGGGAUCUGUACGCGGAUGACCACACCAGUAUCAGCACACCUUCGACGGCUGGCGCUCUUGGUAGUGGCAAUACGGGAUCCAUGCCCUUCGAUCCUGUUCAUAUAGCAACCGUAGCGGAUGUAGAGAGCUUUUGGCGUCUCUGGCGCUACGUCCGGCCUCCCUCAAGUUGCCCAAUCCCCUUCACCUAUUCCUGGUUUCGUAAGGACAUCAAACCGGAGUGGGAGUACCCUCGUAACAAGCGUGGCGGCACCAUCAUAAUUAUCAUCUUUGAUCGUGACCGUCCCGGACUUAACGAUAAGCAGGUGCUGGAUGAUACCUUCAUGACAACCAUUAUAAGUUGUGCAGGCGAGACCUUUGCUGAGUGCAGCACCACCCUCAAUGGCGUCAUGCUCAAGCUUCGGCCUAAUAAGCCAUUCACGAUGCAGCUGUGGACAUCUCACUCCGAGCUCAACAAGCUUAAAGUUUUCGCAAACAGCCUACGGGAGGCGUUGAGCAAGGUUAUGGUCGACACUAAAUCUCUCCAGAAGUUAGAGUACUACUCACAUCAUCGGUCUCAGGUGGCAAGCAAUAGCCUAGCUUCGCGGUUAAAAACAAAACCCAAAGUGUCGCCCGAUUACGUUUUUUAA
This is a messenger RNA of Phytomonas sp. EM1, 1218 nucleotides long. Lineage: Eukaryota; Euglenozoa; Kinetoplastea; Trypanosomatida; Trypanosomatidae. The record is from the annotation of a GenBank genome assembly.